Messenger RNA from Diaporthe amygdali, 1545 nucleotides. RefSeq lists its product as uncharacterized. The coding region runs from base 1 to 1545 and encodes 514 amino acids. NCBI's taxonomy places the organism in Eukaryota, Fungi, Ascomycota, Sordariomycetes, Diaporthales, Diaporthaceae. Gene Ontology annotation, biological process: iron ion transmembrane transport. Gene Ontology annotation, cellular component: membrane. Gene Ontology annotation, molecular function: iron ion transmembrane transporter activity. The record is from RefSeq and is a predicted model, not a curated record. The transcript is spliced from 4 exons.
AUGUCGUACAAUCCAGAAGCCGACGAGCGCGCUCCCCUCCUCCCAGAUGAACCCCUUCCUCCACAAGGGGAGGCUGAGGAGCGUGGAGUGCCCGCCCGAAUCGCACGGCGACUCUACAUAUCGCACUUUCUGUCGACGUGGAACUCCCGUGUCUUUGAAUUCGGCGCCGUGCUGUACCUGGCGACCAUCUACCCUGGAACUCUGCGGCCUAUGUCCGUGUAUGCAUUGACCCGCGGUCUUGCUGCAAUUGUGUUUGCUCCCGCCAUUGGGCAGUAUAUCGACACUGGCAACCGCUUGCAGGUAGUAAGGAUGUCAAUCGUCUUUCAGCGACUCGUUGUGGCGGCGUCUUGCGUGGUUUUCUACGCCCUCACCACGCGCUUGUCCCUGAACCAGGGCGGACACAUCGGAAUCCUCGCACUUCUUUCCUUCCUCGCUUGCGUCGAAAAGCUCUGUUCGAUCAUGAAUCUGGUAUCAGUAGAGAAAGAUUGGGUCGUAGUCGUCGCCGAGAAGGACGAAGCAGCGCUGAGGGUCAUAAAUGGACAGAUGCGGCGUAUUGACCUACUCUGCAAGCUAUUAGGCCCCCUCUCCAUCGCCCUAAUCGACGACAUCUCGACUGAGACCGCCAUUAUUGUCAACUUUGCAAUGAAUGUAGCGUCCAUCCCGGUUGAGUAUUUCGCCAUAGCACGUGUUUACUACGAUGUUCCGGAACUACAACAGUCGAAAAAGAAGUCACCGACAGUGACUUCUAACGCCGAACCGUCGCAAGUAUCCCAGCUAGACCGAAAUUCGGAGAGCCGGUUGAUGCACAACUGGAGACACGUGGUAGCUGUAGCGAAAAAGUCCGCCGCCGACUUCAACCUUUACUUCCAACAUCGCGCGUUCCUCCCCUCCAUCGCUGGCGCGCUUCUCUACCUUACCGUCCUAAAUUUCGCAGGCCAGAUGGUCACGUACUUGCUCUCAUCUGGCUACAAUACCACAGAGGUCGGUAUCGCCAGGACUCUCAGCGUGGUCUUUGAGGUGCUAGCAACAUGGACGGCACCGUGGCUGAUGGGCAAGAUCGGACCGGUGAGAGCAGGCUUGUGGCUAGGCACCUGGCAGGUGACCAUGCUAGCUGUCGGGGUUGCCGUGUUUUGGGCCUUUGCGGAUAAGCCUGUCGUCUUGGCCAGUGGGCUCGUGGGCGGCACGAUACUCAGCCGCUUGGGGUUGAGAGGCUUCGAUCUGUGUGUACAGAUUAUUGUCCAGCAGGAUGUGGAAGCCGAGAUCCGCGGGGCGUUCUCCUCGGUCGAGGCCGCGUGGCAGAACAUUUUCGAGCUUCUUGCAUAUGCCUCCACUAUCGUUUUCUCUCGCCCCGAGCAGUUCAAGUGGCCUGUGCUGAUUUCAGUUGUGGCUGUCGCUUCCGCCAGCAUGGUAUUCGCUGCCGUUGUGCGCAGGAGGAGGGGGCAUCUGUUGCACUUGGAUGCGCUGACCAAAUUCUUGGGUAGUAGGGCUGGGAGGCAGACGGGGCAAGAGAGGGGCUUAGAGAGGAUCUUGUCUGAGAGCAACUAA